AUGUCGCAUAGUAAUCGCCAUUCUUACAAGGCUGACCCCUACAGAGCAGUAAGAAAGCCUCCCAGUCCAGAUGGCUACUACGAUUCUCCUAGUCUGCACUCUGAUCAAUAUCACUCAAGAUCACCCUCAGAGAGCAGCACCUCCAAAUUAGCCACACCCAUAGUAGCAACAGCAGCAGUAAAUCAGGACCCCUAUGCACCCAAAUCACAUCAUCACAAAAAGAAGAAAAAGUACAAGCCUUCUUCAGCGACGACGACGACGACGACGACGACAAUGAUGGAAGGAGAAAAGAGAGCAAAUUCAUACUUACCGUACUCAAACCACAAUCGAAACCCCUACGACCCUGUGGAACCCAUUUACUUGGAUCAAGACGACGAUUACCUACCUAGCUUCAAUUCGCCAGGCCAAUAUCGCUCAUCAUCACAUCAGGGCAGAGGCCCUGUAGGCUCUAUUCUGCAAGAUAAUAUCGUGAUGGAUAUGAUGAGCGAUCAUCACCACAACAACGACGAUGACUAUCAAACAAAACCCCAUUUGGAGCAAAUACAACUACCACCUAUCAAAAAGAAAAAGUGGUAUGCACGAUGCGGCGGUAGUGGCAAGAAAUUGCUCAUCAUUGUGUUUGUGCUUAUCAUUGCUGUGGCUGUCAUCACCUAUUUUGUAUGGCCAAGAACACCUACAUUGCAAUACCUCAGUGCUGGCUUAGUUGAAGGCACGCAACCCGUCUACAACGACACACUGAUGGUCGCAGAAUGGAAUGUUAAUUUCACCGUGAUCAAUGACGAUAGUUUUAUACCUACCAACAUACAAAACUUGGCUGUCAAUGUCAUUGAAAAUGGCUCGGGCGAUGUCUUUGGUAGGGGGAAUUCAGGGCAUCUCAUGUUGCAAGCAAGGCCCAAAGACAGACAAACCAUUACGAUACCCAUUUCCAUCAAUUUUCAACGAGACGCAACGAAUCCAGCAAUUAAAGCCUUAUUGACCGCUUGCAAGAUCAAGGAGGUGGAUUCAGCAAAUGCACCGAAACAAAGCUUGAGUCUUACGUUUGAGAUUGUGUAUUACAUUGCUGGUAUAGUAUGGCAUCCUGUAGCAAGAGUGUUUCCAACUGCGUAUUUCGAUUGUCCUUCUUGA
Molecule: messenger RNA, 1125 nt
Organism: Mucor velutinosus
Lineage: Eukaryota; Fungi; Mucoromycota; Mucoromycetes; Mucorales; Mucoraceae
Exons: 2
Coding region: 1-1125 (374 amino acids)
Source: RefSeq, a predicted model, not a curated record